Gymnodraco acuticeps is the source of this 1634-nucleotide messenger RNA. Its product is annotated as laccase domain-containing protein 1-like. The transcript has 6 exons. The coding region runs from base 410 to 1585 and encodes 391 amino acids. Gene Ontology annotation, molecular function: copper ion binding. The record is from RefSeq and is a predicted model, not a curated record. Lineage: Eukaryota; Metazoa; Chordata; Actinopteri; Perciformes; Bathydraconidae.
ACUGUUACUUUAAGUUCUUUACAUUUUGCUGUACAUUCAGUACUUUUACUGCAAGUACUUUGUGUUGAUAAUACUUAGCACAGUCAGGAGCUUUACUUUCUAGAAACUCUCACACUGCACUCUGUGUGUCAUACUGCAAGUACUUUAGAAAUACCGUGAGUACUAUUGAGAGAGUACAGUUGUUUUUUUACUGCACAAUCAGUGCUUUUACUCUGAGUACUUUUUGUUGAUAAUUCUUCAGUCAGGUUUUGUUUGCAGGAUUUUUACUUUCUAGGCAAACAGGAAGUAGAGUGUAUAUAUAUAUAUAUGUAUUUAGUCACUUUUUCCACUUGUUCCUGUGAGGAGAGUGCGACUCCCUGCAGGGACACACUGCAGUACUUCAAAUACUCUGUAGAUACCGAGCUCCAGGAUGGAGGCGGUGCUCCUGGCCCUGCUGCCCGGCUGCAGCGCCUCCUGCCUCGGCCUCUCCCCCUCUCUCUCGCGACCCGCUCUGGUGCUCCAGCUGGAUAGCGGCUCCACAACAGAGACUCUCUUCCGGUUCAAACUGACCGCGGAUCAGCUGGGGAUCAGCACCGUGCGCGUGCACACCACUGCGCGCGGCCGCGACGUGCUGCGGCGCUACCAGCAGCUGCUGUUCACGAGCCUGUACACCUUUGAUUACCAGGUGCAUUACGUCACCUGCUGCACAGACCACGCCCACAAACGCUCACCUGGAGGAAAGGAAGUGGAGGAAGAGGUUUCCGGGUUCCUGCAGCAGCUUCCUGCUCAGAGGGGGUGCGUGCAGGUGCUGAAGUCCCCUCUGAUCCCAGAGUGCUUCGGUCACGGCUUCAGCACCCGUGCAGGCGGCGUCUCGUCCAUCGCCUCGCUCUCCUCUCUGAACCUGUUCAGCAGCAGCAGGAGGAGAGACUCAUUGUCCGUGGUGCAGGAGAACCGGAGGAGACUGGCUCUGAAGGCAGGCUUCAACCCCCGAGACCUGCAGCUGGUCAAGGUGGACCACGGCAGUGCAGUGUGGGUGGUGGGGGGGGCGGAGCCUGAGAGAUAUGACGCUAUGGUGACGGAUCAGAGGGGGCGGGUCUUAGCGGCUCCGGGGUCCGACUGCAUGCCCCUCCUCUUCGCUGACCAGGGGUCAAAGGUCAUCGGAGCCGCACACGCUGGGUGGAAGGGGACCCUGGAGGGCGUUGCCAUGGCGACGGUGGGAGCCAUGGUAACGGAGUUUGGUUGCCGGGCGAGGGACAUCGUGGUUGCCGUGGGGCCGUCAGUGGGGGGGUGCUGCUUCACGCUGGACAGGAAGCAGGCGCUCCACUUCCUGUUGCUCCAUCCAGACUGCGUGAAAGACCCCGAGGCCGAGAGGCCGCACGUCAACAUACGCCUCGCCAACAGAAUCCUCCUGGAGCGCGGCGGCGUGCUGCCCGGGAACAUCGACGACAGCUCGGUGUCAGAGUGCACCUCCUGCCACACCGAGCUCUUCUUCUCUCACGUCAGAGACGGACUGAACUUCGGCACCCAGCUGGGCUUCCUGUGGAUCAGAGAGGAAGAGGAGGGAGAGGAGGAAGAGGAGGGGAGAGAGAGAGAGACUGACAGGUAGACAAUAGUAGGAAAUACACAGAGUACACAUGAGAUGUACUUUAUACUAC